Ipomoea nil (Japanese morning glory) is the source of this 806-nucleotide messenger RNA. RefSeq names its product glutathione transferase GST 23-like. The record is from RefSeq and is a predicted model, not a curated record. The coding region runs from base 60 to 743 and encodes 227 amino acids. NCBI's taxonomy places the organism in Eukaryota, Viridiplantae, Streptophyta, Magnoliopsida, Solanales, Convolvulaceae. Gene Ontology annotation, cellular component: cytoplasm. Gene Ontology annotation, molecular function: glutathione transferase activity. Gene Ontology annotation, biological process: glutathione metabolic process. The transcript is spliced from 2 exons.
CAAGCAGAAGAAGCCAUUCCGGGUGAGAAAAACAAGACAGAAACAUAACAGUAGUGAUAAUGGCAGCAGAGGAGGGGUUGAAGGUGGUGGGAUUUUGGGUGAGUCCAUUUGUACUGAGAGUGAAAUGGGCACUUAGAAUGAAAGGCCUUGAGUAUGAAUAUAUAGAAGAAGACAUCUUCAACAAGACUCCUUUGCUUUCCCAGCUGAACCCAGUUCAUGCAAAGGUCCCUGUCUUAGUUCAUAAUGGGAAGCCAUUGCCUGAGUCGCUGCUCAUCCUCGAGUACAUCGAUGAGACAUGGAAGCAUAACCCUUUGUUGCCUGCAGAUCCAUAUGAACGUGCCAGGGCUCGGUUCUGGGCUGGAUUUGCCGAGUUUAAGAUUCUGGACCCAGCAUGGGAAGCACUGUGUUCCAAAGGGAAACAGCAAGAAAGUGCAGUAAACUCAGCCAUGGAAGCCAUGGAGAAGCUGGAAGCUGAGCUUAAUGGGAAGCAGUUCUUUGGAGGGGAGAAGAUUGGGUAUUUGGACCUUGUGGUAGGAUGGGUUGCCCACAAUCUCCCCAUUUUUGAGGAAGUUGCAUCACUGAAAAUCUUUGAUUCUCAGAAAUUUCCUGCCAUUGCUGAAUGGAAGAACAGGUUUCUGAAUCACCCUGUCAUCAAAGCUGACUUGCCAGACACAGAGAAAGCCUAUGCUUAUUUUGACAAACGAAGCAAAGAGUUGGCUGCUUCCUUCUAUUCAGCCAACUAGGGGCGGCUGUUAGCCUGUUAUUUGGAUUGCCCUAAAUAAAAUUUGAAUGUUAUUUUAUUUCAA